Dreissena polymorpha is the source of this 9791-nucleotide messenger RNA. RefSeq lists its product as uncharacterized. The transcript is spliced from 3 exons. Bases 1307 to 2635 code for a protein of 442 amino acids. NCBI's taxonomy places the organism in Eukaryota, Metazoa, Mollusca, Bivalvia, Myida, Dreissenidae. The record is from RefSeq and is a predicted model, not a curated record.
ACGGAGUUCGCUAGUUCGUGCUUUCAUGAAUGAAAGCGGUGGGAAAGUAAGGAAAGAUAACACAUGCGGUUGUGAAAAGCACGCGCGUGUUUUUAUUGGCUGGAUAUUUAACAGGCUGUUAACAUAUGAAUUAAAUAGCUAAGGGAAAGAAGACGUGUGUUUUUUUGUAUUCGUUAUUUUUUUUCUCGCCAAUAGUAGACUAAUGAAACGAAUGGUUUAUGUAAAUUGUAUGUAAAAAUGACUAGGAGUGUUCGGACAGAACGUUCCUGUUUUCGAAAUGUCAUGAUAACAGACGGAAUUUCUAUAUAAGACACCGCAGAGGGCUGAGUCACUAGGCAGUGCUAAAAAGGCUUCUUUUGGAACUAGAAGCCGUCAGAAAUAUUAUUGGGAGGCGAUAUCCUACACGUGACCUGUUAUGCAAGCGUCGCUCAGUGGUCAAGCGGUGAUGGGCAAUGGGGGUGUCUAAGCGGACUGUGGGAUUCAUUAACUCUCGACGACGCUUUGUGACAGGACGUAUAUACCGCGGGAAACAAGUGCUUAGACGUCGGGAUCUUGAAUGUUGGCUGGCAUUUAAUAAAUGGACGCUUUAUACGUGCAUAUUUAUUAGUUAAUUUAAAUUAACUUUAUUGAUUUAAUGAAAUUUUUGACAGGCGAAAGAUGACAUAUAUAACACAUAUAAUUUUGUGGGGCUUAUUUUAAAAUGAAUAAUAUUUUUUAUUUUCAGUUAUAAAAAAAUAAAUAAAUUUACAGGAAUAAAUUAAUGACACACAAUUGCUGUGUAAGGACAAGUAGGUUUUUGUAUUUGAAGUGCAAAGCAAGUCGAAAUAACCGCAGGGAAGCGAGUGAUAUCAACUUGUCUUAUCGAUAAAGUAGUAAUUCCAAAACGUUUUUAUCACACGACAAAACCAGAACAGCUGAUUUAGCACAUGUGUUUCUGUAUACAGCGAUGACAUGAAAAGUAACUUUUUGUGUUAUUUACGAGCUAUUUGAUAGUUAAAUAUUUUGCAUUAUCACCGUGAUAUCUCGUUCAGGCCGAAUUUAAGGAAUUCGUUUACACGUUUUUACUUCUCAAGUUUGAACUUUAACGCCUCAAGUAAAUAAAAUCAAAGCACUGCAUUAACGUAUAAGGUCGGUGUCACGAAUAAUAUAUUGCGGUACUAGGCUGUACUAUAGCUCAGGCCGCGAUAUAAAAGACAAUAAAAGUUAUCGCCAUAAAGACAAAAUAUUAAUUUGACAGCGCAGAAUAAUUAAUUAGUAAGCGGAAAAAAUAAUUUAUCUCAAGGUUUGACAGUGUAAGCGGAGUACGAUGUCGCUUUGGGGAAAUUACUUGCUGCUAGUAAGCCUUCUCUGGAUGAGUAAUAGAACGUGUUCACAAGAAUUUGACCAAAUUCACUGGAAAAUCCAACGAGAAAGGGCCACGGAAAUCAUCAAAAACCAGAUUUUGAGAGCACUCGCGAGAAAUGACGCAGUGAAAGUGCCCCAAGGCGAUUUCGAAGAUUUAACUGAGACAGAAAGUUUUCAACAAAGUGUGAAUUUAAUAGCCACAGGGUCAAUAGAUACUGAACAAAAGCACACGCUCCAACCGGCGCGAGUAAAGCAGUCUGAACUGCACGAGCAUCACGUGCAAACAGAGAACGAGCCUCCACAAGAGGCACUGAUCAUAUUGGGUGAAGAAACAACAUCAUCAAAGAAGAGCAAAUGCCUCGUUUUCAAUUUUAAGAAGGCCAACAACACGAAGCCUUUUCGUAUGCCCCUAUACAUGUACAUACGUAAAGUACGGGAUACGGGUCAUGACGUCAAGCAGGCACGUGGUGCGCGUGAUGCGCAAAUCGCAGACACCGCCUCCGGAAGAAAUGACAACUCCGGGAAAAAGAAAAAGAACCAAAAGCGCAAAAACAAACGCACUAGGGGCAGAAAAAUUCACGUGACUAUUUCAGAUGGAGACAGUAAUAUUAAUCUUGUAAAAACUCAAAGGCGAAUUCAAAAAACUGGUUGGUACCAAUUUGAUUUGCCAAUUUCGCAUUUUCCCAGCGUAUUCAGUGCGCACGACUCUUACACGUUGUGUUUCCGGUGCAAACGGUGCAGUAAAAAAAUCAAGUUGGAAAUAGAACGGAAGAGGAAACGGCCCGGGGAACGGGCGUCCGGAAGGACUUUUAUUCCGUUUAUUCAUGUGGACUAUAGAUCGCCACUACCUCAGUCUAGUUAUAGACAAAAAAGAUCCAGCCACGGCAACUCUGCAUCGCAUAUACUUCACACCAAUCGUCAUGACAGGCAUAUGACGUCAACUCGUCAUGACAGUUCUAUGACAUCAUCCCAGAAAGAUUUGAGGCCACAGUAUAUACCAAAUUGCUGUGUGCAGAGCACAUUUCUACAGAAUAUUACCGCAGAUAUUUCGCGUGUGUUAUAUCCAGAAUCUGUUAAUGUAACAAUGUGUGCGACGUCGACGACAAACAUUUUAUUACGUCACGACACUGCUGACGUCACGUCAUUGAUCACGCCGUACAAUAAACUAUCAUGUGAACCGUACUUAUUUAAAGAUUUUAAUUAUGUUUAUCUUGAUAGGCACAUGAAAUUAAAACAGGGCGUUAUAAAACAUCUUAUUCCCCAGUCAUGUCAUUGCCUAGUCACAGCGUAAGCAUUUUCGUCAUUUAAUUGAGCCGCGCUCUGUUAUACGGGGGCUUAAUUGUUUUGCGUAAAUUGUCGUCCCAGAUUGGGUUGUGCAGUCAGAACAGGCUAAUCAGGGACGACACUUUCCGCCUUAACUUCAGCUUUUAUGGUAUUUUUAGCUCACCUGAUUGCUCAGGUGAGCUUUUGUGACCGGUCUUUGUCCGUCGUAUGUCCGUCCGUCCGUUCGUCCGUUAACAUUUGCUCGUAAACACUCUUGAGGCCACAUUUCUUGUCCCAUCUUCAUGAAACUUGGUCAGAAGCUUUGUCCCAACGAAAUCUCGGCAGAGUUCGAAACUGGGUUGUGCCGGGUCCAAAACUAGGUCACUAGGUAAAAAAAAAAGUAAAACCUUGUAAACACUGUAGAAGUCACAUUUUACGCCCAAUCUUCAUGUAAUUUUGUAAAAAUGUUUGUCUUAAUGAUAUCUUGGUUGAGUUUAAAAGUAUCCGUUGAAAAACAUGGCCGCCAGUGGACGGGGCAGUUUUCCAUAAUUGGCUAAAGAGAAACCUUGUAAACACUCUAGAAGUAACAAUUUUUGUCCAAUCAUCAUGAAAGUCGGUCAAAAUAUUGGUUAAAUUGAUGUCUCGGACGAGUUUGAAAAUGGUCGAGAUCGGUGAAAAAACAUGGCCGCCAGUGGGCGGGGCAUUUUUCUCUAUAUGUAUAUUGUGGCAGUUUUCCCUAUGUUGCUAUAGAGAAACCUUACAAACACUCUAGAAGUCACAAUUUUUGCCCAAACAUCAUGAAAGUUGGUCCAAACGAUGUUUUUAUUGAUAUCUCGGACGAGUCUGAAAAUGGUCGGGAUCGGUGAAAAAACAUGGCCGCCAGUGGGCGGGGCAUUUUCUCUAUAUGUAUAAUAAUAGUGAAAACAUGUGAACACAGUAGAAGUCACAUUUUUGGCCCAAUUUUCAUGAAAUUUGCUCAGAACAUUUGUUUCCUUGAUACGAGAGUUGCGUUCAAAAUGGUUCCGGUCAGUUAAAUAACAUGGCUUCUGGGAAGGGGGCAGUUUUCUCAAUAUGUCCCCCCCCCCCCUUUCGAAGAAGAGGGGGUAAAUUGUUUUGCUCAUGUCGGUCCGUCCGUCCACCAGAUGUUUUCUGGAUGAUAACUCAAGAGCGCUAAUGCCAAGGAUCAUGAAACUUCAUAGGUACAUUGAUCAUGACUCGCACAUGUCCCCUAUUGAUUUUCAGGUCACUAGGUCAAAGGUCAAGGUCACGGUGACCCAAAGCAGUAAAAUGGUUUCCGGAUGGUAACUCAAGCACGCUUAUGCCUAGGAUCAUGAAACUUCAUAGAUACAUUGAUCAAUACUUGCAGAUAACCUCUAUUGAUUUUCAGGUCACUAGGUCAAAGGUCAAGGUCACGGUGACCCAAAGCAGUAAAAUGGUUUCCGGAUGAUAACUCAAGAACGCUUAUGCCGCCUAGGAUCAUGAAACUUCAUAGAAACAUUGAUCAUUACUUGCAGAUAACCCCUAUUGAUUUUCAGGUCACUAGGUGAAAGGUCAAGGUCACGAUGUCCCGUAAUAGUAAAAUGGUUUCCGGAUGAUAACUCAAGAACGCUUAGGCCUAGGAUCAUGAAACUUCAUAGGUACAUUGAUCAUGACUCGAAAAAAGCCGCUAUUGAUUUUCAGGUCACUAGGUCAAAGGUCAAGGUUACGGUGACCUGAAAUAGUAAAAUGGUUUCUGGAUGAUAACUCAAGAACGCUUGUGCAUAGGAUCAUGAAACUUUAUAGGUACAAUGAUCAUGACUUGCAGAUGACCCCUAUUGAUUUUCAGGUCACUAGGUCAAAGGUCAAUGUCACGGUGACCUGAAAUAGUAAAAUGGUUUCUGGAUGAAACUUCAUAGGUUUUUUAUCAUGACUUGCAGAUGACCCCUAUUGAUUAUCAGGUCACUAGGUCAAAGGCCAUGGUCACAGUGCCAAAAAUGUAUUCACACAAUGGCUGUCAAGGUCACGGUGACUCAACUUAGAAAAAUUGUUUCCGGAUGAUGACUCAAGAAUGCUUACGCCUAGGAUCAUGAAACUUCAUAGGUACAUUGAUCAUGACUCGCAGAUGAAAUAAUGAUGAAACUUGACCAGGAUAUUUGUCUGGACAAUAUCUAGGUCAAGUUUGACAUUUGGUAAAGAUUGAAUGAACCGACUCCUCUCAGGUGAGCUAACAAGGGCCAUCUUGGCCCUCUUUUUCGUGAAAAGAAAGUAUCUUGGUAGCAAAAAUCCAAAAUCAGCGGAAAGUGUCGUCCCCCAAUUAGCCUGUGAGGUAUGCACAGGCUAAUCUGGGAUGACACCUAACGCCCAUGCAUUAAGGCCCGUUUACACAGAGCGAGACUCAUGUUGUUUUUAUGUUUAUAACACACGUGUUUUUUACAGUUCAUUUCGUAUUUUAGAAAAUGUUAACUUUAAUUAACUUUGUGUUUGGAUUUCAAGUAUAUUUACUUUUCGCAAUGGUACAAUAAUUGAUAAUUCUCGGAAAACCGCUUCAGUCCUGUUAUAUUUAAAGAAUUUUAUUAUAUAUUUUUAGAAACAUUCGUAUACAAAAUAUUAAACGUGUAAUUGUACAUAUAGUAUUUUCCAGAUAUACUUGAUCAUCACAUAUUGCGUGUAUGAAGCAUGUUCACUUAUGUAAUAUCGUUUCAAAGGAGACGCGUUCAACAUAUUUCCAACAUCCAGAAUGUGUCCGAACUUUCUCCACUACUCAUUUUAAUCGUCAUUUUUUCCCAAAAAUGAUUCGAACUGUUGUAAAGCGUUCUAUAAUGUGUUUGUUGCUACUGCCAGUACUAUUUUAGUCAGUUAAUCCCCAUAUCAUACAUUCCCGGUUACAUUUUAAAUGCAAUUGUUCACAGAAUUUACUAUUAUUUUUGUUAAACAUUACAUUUUUAGCUUCGCAUCUAACUAGCUUGACAUAUGGUUUAAGUGCAUAAAGCGUUUGCAGAGAAGUCACGAUCAGUAUUACUGCCAUUCGUCAUACUGUAAGCAUAUUUUAAGGUUUGCCCUUUAAGUCAUUCUGUGAACAAAACACUUUUAAGUAAAGCUUUUAAGUUAAGAUUAAUUUUAUACACACAUAUUACCAUUAUUAUUCAGAAUUGUGACUUUAUUCAAUCAUUCUGUAUAUGAGAGUUCUCCAUCAUUUGUAUUAUAUUGUGGGUUGGUUUGGUUAAAUGUGUAUACAUUUACGACCAACUAAAAUCUUGUUUGCAUAAAAACAUGGUAUAUUCAUAUAAAUGACAGACACUUUACUGUGCAUAUAAUUAUUUAAAACUUUUUCAAGUGACACUGUCUAACUAUGGUUGUACGAGUACCUUUAAACGUUCACAAUCACAAAAUCGGAAAGUGCCGUCUCUGAUUAGCCGGUGCAGACUUCACAUGCUAAUCUGGGACGACAUUUUACGCACAUUCAUUUAGCUCCCUUUUCCUAAAGCGUUGCUCUAUUUAUGAUAUUAUAAACACAAGUAUAUUACUGCAUCUUCCAACUUAACAAAAAAGAGGUGACCGGUUACCAGUUUUUUUUUCUGUUGUUUGACUACUUAACAUAGAGACAUGCCUGGCAAGUAUUUUGGGAUAACCUUGAUCUAUAUUUAAUUUCAAUGUUGUAAAGUACACGCUCUAAUUAAAAAAAUAGGACAUAUCGGUCACAAGUAAGAACUACGUUAAUAUCAGAUGAAUGUGAGUGUUUUUGUAAAGACAUUGUUAUAAUUCCCGUGCAAAGGUGUAAAAUUUAAAUUGAUCGGUUCAUGUGUGGUGUUUUAAUGCAAGAUCUAAGCGAGUCCAGUGACUACUGUCUCGCCGCAAUGACAAAUGAUGAUACAUUAUGCACAAAGUUGCUCGAAGGUUACAGCAAAAUGACAUCAAAUACAGGCCAAACAUUUCAUCAAAUAUAGGCCAAGGUUAGCGUGACAAUCGCAAAUAAAGUACAAUCAACUCAAAUUUGGUGUCCACUGGCUCCGGGCCAUAAAUAUGUUGAUAAAUUAUGCAAAAAGGUUUUGCAAGGUUACAGAAAUCGUGACAAUCGCAGAUACAUCUAGGCAAACUGAAACGCAAGAACUUUUAUAAGAGGAGGCAUUCUGGUCACCAUCCGUUAUGUUUAUUGGUUUGUUACCCAUUGCCUAUACAAUACAUUACAGUCAAAAACAUACUUCAAUGAGAUAAAGUGAGGUCAUCACCCUCGAAUCGUUCAUCACAAAGCAUAAGUUGGUAAGCUGGUUUAAAAGCUUAUAUUGCUUAUUCUAUAUGAUACAAUAGCAAUCUGAUAAACAGAUCAUACCUUUAUGAUAAAAAAACGGAUAGGAUUUAACGUAUAUGUUAUAUAUUUUACACUCGCUCUGGAAAAAAGGGUCUUAAUUCAUAUGCGAAAAGUAUCGUCCCAGAUAGGCAAGUGCUGUCUGCAUAGGCUAAUCAUUGACGACACCUUCCGUUUGACUCGAUUUUUGUUUUAAAAAUAUAUUCCUGAAACGAAAAAGAAAUCCACGAAGGCGGAGUUUCAUCCCUUAUUAGCCUCUGCGGACGUCAGAGGCUAAUCUGGGACGUUACUUUACGCCUAUGCAUUAAGCCCCAUUUUUCGAUGUCAUGCCCAACGCCUUUUAAGUCCAAUUAUGUUCAAUCAAUGCUGGUAUUAGCCCGUUUCAUAAAUAAAAGAUAAUUGGAAAAAAGCGCUUUUUAAUUUAAAAAAAAGUUACAUCAGGCAGCUUGAGAUUUCGUGGCAUAAAAAAUCGUUUUUGUGGACACUAUAGUACGUAGAUUUCCGAUUUUGAAAAAAAUGAUAAAUUUGCGUGGGUCAUUUUAAGGCGUGAUUGCGUUUAAUUCAUGGAUCGGUCAACCAAAUAAAUCAGCUAAAAUUAAUGUCAUAAGAAUAAUCAUGAUUUUACACUAUGAGAAGGCUAAUACACACUAUGAGGAGGCUAAUACACACUAUGGGAAGGCUAAAACACACUAUAAGACGGCUAAUACACUCUAUGAGAAGGCUAAUACACACUAUGAGAAGGCUAAUACACACUAUGAGAAGGCUAAUACACUCUAUGAGGAGGCUAAUACACACUAUGAGGAGGCUAAUACACACUAUGAGAAGGCUAAUACACACUAUGAGAAGGCUAAUACACUCUAUGAGGAGGCUAAUACACACUAUGGGAAGGCUAAAACACACUAUAAGACGGCUAAUACACUCUAUGAGAAGGAUAAUACACACUAUGAGGAGGCUAUUACACACUAUGAGAAGGCUAAUACACACUAUGAGAAGGCUAAUACACACUAUGAGAAGGCUAAUACACACUAUGAGAAGGCUUAUACACACUAUGAGAAGGCUAAUACAUGAAAACUGUAAAAUGCGGAUUGUAUGUUUACGUACAUAUUUUUAUAACAUUAAGUUAACACAAGAGAAAAAUUAUUCGCGACUGAAAAUGACGUUAUUUUACUAGUAUAGAUAUUUGUCGUACUUUCGACGAAAUGGCAUUGAUAUUUAUAGAAGCUCGCAUAUUUUCUUGUCAUUGUGUCACGUAUUUAUUGUUAUGUUUAUCACACUAUAAAUAUUAUAACAUUGUUAUAUUUAUGUUACAUACGAAUGUUAUAUGUAUGUAUGUAUGCGUUAUAUCGUAUCUUGUAAAAACGUUUUAUGAACAAGUUACGACAUUUUAAACUGUUUUAAAUAUUGUGUAUUUUAGAGUAACAGUUUACGUUAAUUAUUCUGUAUUUCUACUUAGAUCUUUAAUUGUUAUGAUGUUACAACAUCUAUGACGUUUAUGUGUUAGUAUCGGACCUCAUUUACUAUUCAAUGAUACUAAAUAGAGUACGCCAAUAACCGGUGAAAUAUAUUUAUUACGAUUCUGCAUUUUUGUUAUAAGCAGUUCCGUCUUAUCAUUAAUUGUUAUGAUUUCGAAAUCAACUGAUAUAUUGACUAUUGUAAAUUUAGUGUUUAAAACAUGGAACAUAUAUAUUUCGCGUUUCGUGAAAACUGUGCGAAAUGCAUGUGAGUAAACUGCCGUGCCAGAUUAAAAUGUGUUAAACGCCCAGGUUAUUCAGGGUGACACUUUUCGCUUUUAUGAUAUUUUUCGUUGUAAGUAAGUCCCUUCUUGGAACAAAUCCAGUCGAAGCGGAAAGUGAUGUUGAUUGGCUGAACUGCUUACAUAAGGUAAUCAGGAAAGACACGUUACGCACAUGCAUUAAGCCAAUCUCCAUGCAGAGUUGUCGUUCCUUGCUCUCACAUACAAUCUCGGCCAGCACAAGAAAAUCCUACCAGUACCAGAUUAUGUAGGAUUUUAUUAAAUUGGUUUAAGUAUUAUACUAUGAAAAGUAGUAUCAUUUUCUUUUACAUUUUGACAAAAGUGUACAAGUUAAGGUUCAAAUUAAAUAUAAAAUUGCCUAAAAAAAGUAAAAAUUACAACUGUAAAAUUGUUGUACCACGUGGCUAGGCUAUCAUCACGUGGUUGGUUAUGAAGGCAGGGAUUUGAUUCAACUAUGCUGGUUCUCUGUAAUUGUUCUAUAUAUUUGCCAUAUAUAAGGCGAUUCCAACAUAACUGCGUUUAUUUUUAGAAGACGACGCUAUUGUGUUUGAAACGGAUUUAAUUGAAAGGAAAUUAUAUGUGCAUUAAUAUUUAUAUGCGUUUUAGUAGUAUUGGAAUAGGCAUGCAGUAUUCAUGUCACAAUUUCAUUAAAUGGGUUGUUUAAGUGUAUAAAUAUUAUUCGAACAUCGCAAUCAAAUAAAGCAGGUUGAAUUUUUAACCCAUGUAUGCCUAGCGUCUAGAAAAAAAGGCCUUUGCAAACAGCGUAGACCCAGAUAUGACGUCUCAUGAUGCGGCGUCUCAUCCGGGUCUGCGCUGUUUGCUUAAAGGAAUUUCUGUAAGAAAUAUUGUAAAUAUAGAAUAAAAUAUACUAAACAUCCCUAAUUUUGGAAAUAAAUUGAUCCAAUUUAGAAGAAUGGGAGUGUCCACUAGGCAUAAAUGGGUUAAUCUGCAUACGAACUGUGCAUUCGUAUAUGUAAAUGUGUGUUCUUUUAUAAUGACUCAACGUAUUUAUUUGAACCAAACUAAACUCUGUUCUUUUAGUUUCACGAAGAUCUGUAUCAUGUUAAAGAUUUGUUCAAGUUUAUUCUUGUCAUUAUUUUGUGUGUUAUAAUAUGUUGUAGGGUAUUUUAAUAAAUUAAAAUACAUGUU